Ilex paraguariensis (yerba mate) is the source of this 939-nucleotide messenger RNA. NCBI's taxonomy places the organism in Eukaryota, Viridiplantae, Streptophyta, Magnoliopsida, Aquifoliales, Aquifoliaceae. The record is from the annotation of a GenBank genome assembly.
AUGGAGACCCUUGUCUCGAGCUGGUUUAAAGAUCAGUCCUUGCCUGAAAACUAUGUGUUCCCACCGGAAACAAGACCCGGGGAGGCUAUUGUUCCUGUAAGCAAGAACAUUCCAAUUAUUGAUCUUGGAAAGUCAGUGGUGGGUCAUGAUCAUCGAAACAACACAGUUCAACAAAUUCUCAAUGCUGCUCAGAAGUUUGGAUUCUUUCAGGUGAACAACCAUGGAGUUUCGGAGAGGCAAAAUGAUUACUCUAAGGAUCCUAGGAAAGGCUGCUCACUCUACACAAGUAGCUAUAACUAUGACAAUGAAGAGAUUCACUUUUGGCGAGACAAUUUGAGACACCCUUCCCAUCCUCUAGAUGAAGUCAUCCACCGAGAUGUUGUUGGGACAUAUUCAGUUGAAGUUAGAAGCUUGUCAUUGAGGAUUUUGGACCUGAUUUGCGAAGGAUUAGGACUUCAACCAGGGUAUUUUGGAGAUGAAUUCACCAAUGUACAACUUCUGUUAGUCAAUCACUACCCUCCUUGUCCCAACCCGAGUUUGACGUUGGGAUUAUCUAAACACUCUGAUCCUAAUCUUAUAACCAUUCUCCUUCAAGGGGAAGUGAAUGGACUGCAAGUUUUUAAGGACGGUCAGUGGAUUGGUGUUGAGCCUCUUCCCAGUGCAUUUGUGGACAAUAUUGGUUACCAAUUUCAGGUAAUCAGUAAUGGGAAAUUGAGAAGUGCUGAACAUAGAGCAGUGACAAACUCAAGGAAUGCUCGAACGACAAUAGUCACUUUCAUCAAUCCUUCUUUCAGCAGAAUUAUAGAACCAGCAAAAGCUCUGGUGAAUGAAUGCAAACCCCCGCUUUAUAGGGCCUUCCGAUAUGGAGAGUUUCUCAACACCUACAAAGCAGUGAAAGGUGAUACUGAAGCUGCAUUGAAGCCUUAUAAGCUUGACUAA